Molecule: messenger RNA, 771 nt
Organism: Pipistrellus nathusii (Nathusius's pipistrelle)
Lineage: Eukaryota; Metazoa; Chordata; Mammalia; Chiroptera; Vespertilionidae
Source: the annotation of a GenBank genome assembly
AUGGCAAAAGAUAUUGGCAAUGUAGUUGAAGCCAUGUAUGGGGACCUCCCUCCUCCAAUUAUGCUGAUUGGACAUAGCAUGGGUGGAGCUAUUGCAGUCCACACAGCAGCAUCCAACCUGGUGCCAAGCCUCCUGGGUCUGUGCGUGAUUGAUGUUGUGGAAGGUACAGCCAUGGAUGCGCUUAAUAGCAUGCAGAAUUUCUUACGUGGUCGUCCUAAAACUUUCAAGUCUCUGGAGAAUGCCAUUGAAUGGAGUGUGAAGAGUGGCCAGAUUAGAAAUCUGGAGUCUGCCCGUGUCUCUAUGGUUGGCCAAGUCAAAGAGUGUGAAGGAAUUACAAGUCCAGAAGGCUCAAAAUCUGUAGUGGAAGGAAUCAUAGAGGAAGAUGAAGAUGAUGAAGAAGGAAGUGAAUCAGUAAAUAAGAGGAAGAAGGAAGAUGACAUGGAGACCAAAAAAGACCAUCCAUACACUUGGAGGAUUGAGCUGGCAAAAACUGAAAAAUACUGGGAUGGCUGGUUUCGAGGCUUAUCCAAUCUCUUUCUUAGUUGUCCUAUUCCUAAAUUGCUGCUCUUGGCUGGUGUUGAUAGAUUGGAUAAAGAUCUGACUAUUGGCCAAAUGCAAGGGAAAUUCCAGAUGCAGGUCCUACCUCAGUGUGGCCACGCAGUCCAUGAGGAUGCCCCAGACAAGGUAGCUGAAGCUGUUGCCACUUUCCUGAUCCGGAACAGGUUUGCAGAGCCCAUUGGUGGAUUCCAGUGUGUGUUUCCUGGCUGUUAG